CUACCAUGCCUUAUAACAGACAGAAGCUUGCAACCGUGAUGCAUGUGCUCAUGGAAUGCGCGUGCGGACCACUGCCGCAAACGAGCAGGAUCAGAAGUUGGCGGGGCCGAUGCAGCUUGUGCGCUAUUUCCUUCCUCAGAUGAGAGGGAAAAGCGCGCGAGCAUGGAUCAUAGUGCUGGCUUGCAAAGUGCAGAAUAGCUAGUUAUACAAGGAAGUGGAGAAGAUGACCGAACAAGAAGGCUGGAAGCCAGGUACGAAAUUCCAAAUGUUUCCGCAGCGCAUUCACCAGUGUUGUUGGAAGCAUGGAUGCUUGAUGUGGACGGAGUGUAGAAAUAUAUUUUGCUAUGUUGUUAAUGCACAUGAGGUGUUCGGUGAAAUGUUCGUGAGGCAAUAGCUUGCUAAUCUGGCCCGGUGGGUGCACUAGUUCCUUCACCUCGAAUGUGUUGCAGGCAUUGGAGUCACGGUGCUGGAACUGUUCCUGUGCUGCGCCACGAGAAUGCUUAGCAACGGAUGCUGCUCCUGUGAUGAUUGUCACUAGGCAAUAUGAGUUCUACGCUUCUUGUUAUACACAUGUCGUGUUUUUUGAGUGCUGCCUAUUUUUAACAACAACAAAUGGUAUAUCUUUUUUUUCUCCCUAAGAACAUUCAGGGACCUCAAGCCUUGCUAUGUUAUUUAUAGGGUCAAGACCUGAGACAAACCACCGUCGUGUUUUUGCCACCUGCCCUUAUUGCGUGGUCAUUAGCCAUUUACCGGUUAUGCUUGGUGUUUCCUAAAUCUAAUCCCAUUUGCCCUGCAAAUUUUGCUGUUUCUUUUCAGACUUCUUCCUCACAGAGCUCUCCUCAAGAGGUUCUAUUGGAUGAAUGGUGCAAGAACAUUGAAGGGCGUCAAAGCACUCAUAAAGAACACAGCCGCUGAAGAGAUCCAAAUAAGUAACAGAAGCAGCAAGGCAUAUCAGAGGAAACAAUAGGAAAAAGGGCAGACGAAAGAGAACUGUCGCACAGUUCUCAAUCAGGAAAAUGGGGCUGUCAAUCUCAUACCCACCAGAUGACUACCUGCCAGAGGAUGAUGAGGAUAUGGACAGGCUCUUUGUCCGGUCUCUAAGCUUUGACAAUCUCAGCACACUAGAGACCCUUGAGUCGCCACCGGCAUUGCUCGAUGCCCUGACCUCCAAGAGGCUCAUUGUAAGAGGCUUAAGCUUCGAAAAAAGGGAGGGUGGUCCACUUAAAAUUCAAACUACGCUAUCCACGGUGAGUCCUAAACCUGACAAGGAGAGUUGCAAUCACAAGCUUACCAGCCAGCCAAGAUAUGGGCCCACGGAAAACCUGCCACCAAAUUCUCCGGUGAUUGGGAUGGUCGGCCCGAAGCAUCAGGCUGCAGCAAUUAGGGUGCAGAAGGUGUACAAGAGUUUCAGGACAAGGCGGCAGCUUGCUGAUUGUGCUGUUCUUGUUGAACAACGCUGGUGGAAACUACUUGAUUUUGCGUUGCUCAAGCGCAGUUCAGUGUCAUUCUUUGAGGUAGAGAAGCCGGAGUCGGCCCUCUCAAGAUGGUCCCGUGCUAGAAUGAGGGCUGCCAAGGUAGGGAAAGGUCUUUCCAAGGAUGAAAAGGCUCAGAAGCUCGCACUGCAACACUGGCUCGAAGCAAUUGACCCUCGACAUCGGUAUGGUCACAACCUCCACUACUAUUACCAACACUGGCUACACUGUGAGAGCAAACAGCCUUUCUUCUACUGGUUGGAUGUAGGAGAAGGAAAGGAGGUCAAUAUUGAGGACCACUGCCCAAGAUGGAAGCUGCUGCAGCAAUGCAUCAGGUAUCUUGGCCCAAAAGAAAGGGAGUUCUAUGAGGUCAUGGUUGAGGACGGAAAGAUGAUGUACAAGCUGAGCCGCAAGAUCAUCGACACAUCUGAGGGCCCCAGAGAUUCAAAAUGGAUCUUCGUGUUGAGCACAACGAGGGUUCUAUACAUCGGCACGAAGAACAAGGGCACGUUUCAGCACUCCAGCUUCCUUGCUGGUGGAGCCACAUCUGCUGCCGGCAGACUGAUUGUAGAGAAUGGAAUUCUAAAGGCUGUGUGGCCACAUAGCGGGCACUAUCGUCCCACAGAGGUGAACUUCCGGGAGUUCAUGAACUAUCUGAAGAAGAGGAACGUGGAUCUUACAAAUGUCAAGUUGAGCCCAUCGGAAGGUGAGGAGGAUGAAUGGCUCAGGCUCAGGAGAGGCCUCUCCCAAUUUGACCUAACCGAGAGCAGCAACCCCAAGAAGCAAGAAAACACCAAGUCCCAACCCCCACGCGCUGAUGAAGACAAGGGCGCGGCCACCGCCACUCCGGCCACGCCGCCUUCCACAAGCAACGAUACAACAACCACCGCACCAGCAGCAAUAGGCACGCCAGUGAUGAAGCGAUCCUCGUCAGGCAACCGGCUGCAGCGCAAGCGGCCGCCGAGGCUGACGGUGAACAAGAGCCGGAUGGGCAGGGGGACGGCGGAGCAAGGAGCGGGCGCGUUCGGGGAUUGCCUGGACUUCUGCAAGGAGAACCUGUUCAAGGGCGGCGAGGGUGGCGAGGAGGAGGUGGUGGUGCCGCAGGAGAAGAUCCUGCACCGCAUCAACUCCAAGAUGGCCUUGCACUCGUACCAGCUCGGGAACCAGCUCUCAUUCCGGUGGACCACCGGUGUUGGGCCGAGGAUCGGGUGCGUCCGGGACUACCCGCCGGAGCUGCAGUUCCGGUCACUGGAGCAGGUGAGCCUGUCACCGCGGGGCGGCACCGGGCCAGCCAGGUUCGGGACGCCCCGGCAGAGCCCAUGCGCGCCACUCGUGUCCCCGACGCCGGGUGGUCUCGACUCGCCGCUGUACGCCGCGAUGGGGACACCUACGUCGCGGCUGCAGCACGGUGCAGCGUAGAGCACUGAGCACGUACGUGGUGGCGCGCCAUAGUUAGUUCAUGGCUAGCCAGUUUCCCUGUGUCCCUGUGUCGUGACCACCUGUGACCGUGACCUCCUGCGAAGAAGGCGCGCGGCGGCAGGGCAGUGACGGUGAACACUAUUGCAAGUUUCUCUGUGUUUAUUUCAUCCAUUUGCUUUCUUUCGGUAGACUAUCUAGAUACCUGCUUUGUACUUUGGUUGGGAUUUCGUUUUUUGUCAGGUGAAUUUUGCGAAAAUCGAGUAUAACUAGAAAACCGGCAUGCCCGUUGACGCGCUAUGCGAGUAACUAACGGAGAUGGUCAGAGCUAUACACAAAUUCUUGUAGAGCAUCGGUAAAGUACAAAAGAUCGUAUAAUAUUUUCAGUUUGUUAAAUAUAUUUCAAAUUUCUUUCUA
Phragmites australis (common reed) is the source of this 3305-nucleotide messenger RNA. Its product is annotated as IQ domain-containing protein IQM4-like. The transcript is spliced from 10 exons. The coding region runs from base 1017 to 2891 and encodes 624 amino acids. The record is from RefSeq and is a predicted model, not a curated record. Lineage: Eukaryota; Viridiplantae; Streptophyta; Magnoliopsida; Poales; Poaceae.